GGGGGCGGGGCCAGGCCGCCAUGGCGCCGCCGCCGCGCUGACCGCGCCGCGCCGCCAUGGCCGGGGCCAUCGCGUCCCGUAUGAGCUUCAGCUCCCUCAAGCGCAAGCAGCCCAAGACCUUCACCGUGCGCAUCGCCACCAUGGACGCCGAGAUGGAGUUCAGCUGCGAGGUGAAGUGGAAAGGGAAGGACCUGUUUGAUCUGGUGUGCAGGACACUGGGACUGCGGGAAACCUGGUUCUUUGGGCUGCAGUACACCAUCAAGGACACGGUGGCUUGGCUCAAAAUGGACAAGAAGGUCCUGGAUCAUGAUGUCCCCACAGAGGAGCCCAAAACGUUUCACUUCCUGGCCAAAUUUUAUCCUGAGAAUGCAGAGGAGGAAUUAGUCCAGGAAAUCACCCAGCACUUGUUCUUCCUGCAGGUGAAGAAGCAGAUUUUGGAUGAGAAGAUCUUCUGUCCUCCUGAAGCCUCUGUCCUGCUGGCCUCCUACGCUGUCCAAGCCAAGUACGGUGACUACGAUCCCAAUGUCCACAAGAGAGGCUUCCUGGCACAGGAGGAGUUGCUUCCCAAGCGGGUAAUAAACCUGUACCAGAUGACUCCAGAGAUGUGGGAGGAAAGGAUAACAGCCUGGUAUGCAGAGCACCGGGGCAGAGCGAGAGAUGAAGCUGAAAUGGAGUAUCUGAAGAUAGCCCAGGACCUGGAGAUGUAUGGUGUGAACUACUUUGCCAUCAGGAAUAAAAAGGGUACAGAGCUGCUCCUUGGAGUUGAUGCCUUGGGUCUUCACAUUUAUGACCCAGACAACAGGUUGACCCCUAAAAUCUCCUUCCCAUGGAACGAGAUCCGGAAUAUCUCCUACAGUGAUAAAGAGUUUACGAUUAAGCCAUUGGACAAAAAGAUUGAUGUUUUUAAAUUCAAUUCAUCAAAGCUGCGUGUGAAUAAGCUGAUUCUUCAGCUGUGCAUUGGGAACCACGACCUCUUCAUGAGGAGGAGGAAGGCAGACUCGUUGGAGGUGCAGCAGAUGAAAGCACAGGCCAGGGAGGAGAAGGCCAGGAAGCAGAUGGAACGACAGUGCCUGGCACGAGAGAAGCAAAUGAGAGAAGAGGCUGAGAGGACCAGGGAUGAGCUGGAGAGGAGGCUGAUGCAGCUGAAGGAGGAGGCAACGAUGGCCAACGAGGCUCUGAUGAGGUCGGAGGAGACGGCGGAUCUGCUGGCAGAGAAGGCGCAGAUCACGGAGGAGGAGGCCAAGCUGCUGGCUCAGAAGGCGGCCGAGGCCGAGCAGGAGAUGCAGCGCAUCAAGGCCACGGCCAUCCGCACCGAGGAGGAGAAGAGGCUGAUGGAGCAGAAGGUGCUGGAGGCAGAGAUGUUGGCACUGAAAAUGGCCGAGGAGUCAGAGAGGAGGGCAAAGGAGGCUGAUCAGCUCAAGCAGGACCUGCAGGAGGCUCGCGAGUCGGAGCGCAGAGCGAAGCAGAAGCUCUUGGAGAUCACCAGCAAGUCUUCCUACACACAGUCCAUGAACUCAAGUACCACAGCACUGCCCACUGACCUGCCAAGCUUCAACCUCAUCAACGAGAGCCUCUCUUUCGACUUCAAGGAUACGGACAUGAAGAGGCUGUCCAUGGAGAUCGAGAAGGAGAAGGUGGAGUACAUGGAGAAGAGCAAGCACCUGCAGGAGCAGCUCAACGAGCUGAAGACAGAAAUUGAGGCACUGAAGCUCAAGGAGAGAGAGACAGCUCUGGAUAUUUUGCACAACGAGAACUCCAGCCGGGGCAACAGCAAGCACAACACUAUUAAAAAGCUCACCCUACAGAGCACCAAGUCCCGUGUGGCCUUCUUCGAGGAGCUCUAGGGAACACCUGCUCCGCACCGCUGCUGCUUCCCCAUGGCUCCCGCCCAGCCGGAGCCUGUCCCGGAGCCGGGG
Molecule: messenger RNA, 1916 nt
Organism: Sturnus vulgaris (Common starling)
Lineage: Eukaryota; Metazoa; Chordata; Aves; Passeriformes; Sturnidae
Gene: NF2
Product: NF2, moesin-ezrin-radixin like (MERLIN) tumor suppressor
Cellular component (GO): cytoskeleton
Molecular function (GO): actin binding
Source: RefSeq, a predicted model, not a curated record